AUGGCUUCUGAGUACUCAGUGGCCGUGUGGGACCGUCUUCCCACAAUCAGCGGUUCCGCGAACCUCGUGACCACCGGCUCCUUUUCUCGUCAGGAGAAAAGCGAACUAGAACAGACGCAGCAUGCAGUCCUGCUCAAACCAGUUCAAAAGCACAUUCAAACGAUUGAGGGCAAGAGAGCUAUGCUCGUGAUGGACACGUGCAUAACCAAGGUUCUGCUGGUUUCGGCGUUACCGCAGAUUGUGGCUAACAUGAAAAACUACGAGGUCCUCCUUGGCCGAAAGGUGACGCUGUCCAUUAGGGAGUACGAACGAGUCGCCCUUGAAUAUGAGGCAGCCGUGAAGGCGUCGGCUGAAGAGUCAAACAUGAAUCGCCAGGAGCUGCAUCUGGCGGCUCCAAAUAAGACGUAA
Mesocestoides corti is the source of this 408-nucleotide messenger RNA. NCBI's taxonomy places the organism in Eukaryota, Metazoa, Platyhelminthes, Cestoda, Cyclophyllidea, Mesocestoididae. The record is from the annotation of a GenBank genome assembly.